AUGCACUUUAGUAUACCUUCUUCCAAGAUAGCACAGAGAGGAAUCUCCACACAAGCUCUAGUCACAGAUAGCAAAGAUUUGUACAAGCUUCUCGCUCGCUGUGGAGAGGCCAAAGAUCUUCUCCAGGGACGAUACCUUCACGCGCGAAUCCUUCCAAGCGAGAUACAAAAAAACGCUCCUCUUGGCAACCAGAUCGUUCAAAUGUAUGGUCGGUGUGGCUGUCCCGAGGAAGCACGAAAAGUUUUCGAGACCAUCGAAGAGAGAACUUUGAUCUCAUGGAACAUCAUGCUUGGUGCAUAUACCCAAAACGGGUAUAUGGUGGAAGGGAAGUUUCUCUUCGAAAGAAUACCAAAGCGGGAUGUGGUUUCUUGGAAUUCUCUAUUAUCUGGGUAUGCCCGUGUCGGGUACACUUCUGAAACAGGCACCAGCUUUGAAAAAAUGCCUGGGCAUGAUUUAGUCUCGUGGACUUCUAUGCUUAAAUUAUAUGCUCAAACGGGGCAUCUGGGUCAAGGAAAAAGUAUGUUUGAUAGAAUGCCAAACAGGGACAUAGUCUCUUGGAACACUAUGAUCGCUGCCUUUGGCGAAAACGAGAAAUGGAAAAGCGCUGCUGCGAUGUUUGAAAGAAUGCCCGAGUGGAGUCUCGUGUCUUGGAAUUCCGCUUGCCAGGCAUUUUCGCAAGGUGGGCUCCUGGAGGAGGCCAAACGGAGCUUCGAUCAAAUGCCAAAACGAGAUCUAAUCUCGUGGAAUGCAAUGCUAGCUGCGCUUGUUCAAAAGGGGAACGUUGACGAGGCCAGGAAGCUGUUCGAUCGAUUUCCACUCCGGAGUUUGAUCUCGUGGAACACUCUUUGCGUGGGUUAUGCCGAGAACUGGUCGAUCUCGGAAGCCCGGAACACGUUUGAGCUCAUGCCGGAGCGGGACGUUUUCGCGUGGACGAUCAUGCUGGGAUCAUACGGACAGGAUGGUCAGCUGGAAGAAGCGAAAAACUUCUUCGAUUUCAUGCCAAGGAGGAGCCUAGUGACAUUCACGGCGAUGAUCGCAACUUACGGACAGAAUGGAUUCGUGGAGGAAUCCAAAAGGCUCUUUGCUGGCUUGCGAGAAUCAAACAACGUAACUUGGAGUACGAUGUUGCUGGUUCUCGCUCACGCUGGCUGUGUCGAAGAGACCGAAGAACUCUUUGCCAGGAUGCCCGAAAAGAGUGUUGUCUCGUGGACGAUCUUGAUCACGGCGUAUGCCCAAAACGGCCAUAUGCUGCAAGCCAAGAAAACUUUCGAUCGCAUCAAGAACAGGGACACGGUUGCAUGGGCAGUGAUGGUGGCGGCAUUUGCUCAAUACGGAAGUGGGCGAGACGCGAUUGAUCUGUGGAGAGAAAUGGAGCUCGGGGGUUUCAAGGCGGAGGAGAUAACUCUGCUAAACGUUCUUGCUGCUUGCAGCCAUGAGGGAUUGAUCGACGAAGCUUGGAGGGUGUUCGUGUCGAUACCACGGGACUAUGAUCUUGGAUUGAACAGGGAGCAUUACUGGUGCAUGCUGGAUGUUCUAAGUCGAGUUGGGAUGAUCGAAGACGCCGAGGAGCUCAUCGAAACAAUGCCGUUUUUGCCAGAUGAAAUUGCGUGGGGAACUUUGCUGGCUGGAUGCAAGAUCCACAACAAUCCCAACUGUGGAGGUCGUGCCGCUGAUAUGAUCCUCCGUAGCAAGCCCUGUGCAUCCACCCCUUUGAAAGCAUUGCUGGGCAUUUGUGUAUAG
Selaginella moellendorffii is the source of this 1740-nucleotide messenger RNA. Its product is annotated as pentatricopeptide repeat-containing protein At4g02750-like. Lineage: Eukaryota; Viridiplantae; Streptophyta; Lycopodiopsida; Selaginellales; Selaginellaceae. Bases 1 to 1740 code for a protein of 579 amino acids. The transcript has a single exon. The record is from RefSeq and is a predicted model, not a curated record. Gene Ontology annotation, molecular function: protein binding.